Messenger RNA from Leptonychotes weddellii (Weddell seal), 2331 nucleotides. NCBI's taxonomy places the organism in Eukaryota, Metazoa, Chordata, Mammalia, Carnivora, Phocidae. The record is from RefSeq and is a predicted model, not a curated record.
CGCUCUAAACUGGCUACGCUGAGGAAGGCGUGGAUGUACUUCCGCAAUCGCGAAUAUAACUUGGAAAGAGCGGCGCGAUUUUCCUGGCCCUCUGGUGGUCCCGGCGCGUGUGGGUGGCUAUUCAUUGCUAAGACGCUGCUCACUGUUAAUUCGGAAAGAGAAAAAAAAUCACCGUUUUCCAGCAUUUUUUUUGGAGAACAAAACAAUAGGGAAAAUGUCCAUUUUCCCUAAAAUAUCUUUGAGACUUGAGGUUGAAAAGUAUCUUAAAGAGGGUUUUAUGAAUAAGGAGGUUGUAUCUACUUUUGGGAAACAAGAAGCAGAAAGGAAAUUUGAAACUCUGUUAAAUCACUUGUCACAUCCUCCAUCAUUCACAACUGUCAGAGUUAAUACACAUCUAGCCUCAGUGCAACAUGUGAAAGAUCUGUUGUUUGAUGAACUUCAGAAGCAGUUUAAUGGAUUAAGUGUUCCUAUUCUUCAACAUCCAGACCUUCAGGAUGUCUUACUUAUUCCUGUUAUUGGACCUAGGAAGAAUAUAAAAAAACAACAUUGUGAAGCAGUUGUUGGAGCACAAUGUGGCAAUGCGGUGUUAAGAGGAGCCCAUGUCUAUGUUCCAGGAAUUGUGUCAGCUUCAAAACUUAUGAAAGCUGGAGAUGUUAUUUCUGUAUACUCUGAUAUAAAAGGCAAAUGUAAGAAAGGAGCCAAAGAAUUUGAUGGAACAAAAGUAUUCCUUGGAAAUGGAAUUUCUGAACUAAGCCGCAAAGAAAUCUUCAGUGGGCUACCUGAACUGAAGUAUGUCAUCAAGUGUUUGGAGGAAAUAUGCAUUCUUUUUGGUGGUUCAAGAAAAAUAAAAACAAUCUAUUUAAGGAGUUCUGUGGACAGCUCCAUUACUCCACAGUUGACAGCUGAUGUAGACAUGCCGAAAACUGAAUUUAUCCAUGCAGAACUGGACUACAUCCCUGAUUCCUGGAACAGUUUUCAUGUUGCAACAGUCUGGGUUUUUGGUAGUUCAUCUACAUCUGGUGUUGAAGGAGUGGCCUUAUGUAAGAGAUGUCCUACAGGGCACAGUAGUGCAAUUCUCUUACCCUGGUACCCAGACACAGGUGCUUCAGGAGUGUUCCCUGAGUGGGCUUUGUGCGUCCUCCUCUUGUGGCAGCCCCUUGGACAGCUGCAGGUGCCCUCUUGGAAUUUGCCAUCUGCUGUAGUAACUCACGUUCUGGAUCCUCAACCUGGAGAGAAGAUUCUAGAUUUGUGUGCAGCACCUGGAGGCAAAACAACACACAUUGCAGCAUUAAUGCAUGAUCAGGGAGAAGUAAUAGCACUGGAUAAAAUAUCCAACAAAGUAGAAAAAAUUAAACAGAACGCUUUAUUGUUAGGACUGAAUUCCAUCAAGGCAUUUUGCUUUGAUGGAACAAAGGCUCUUAAACUCAAUACAGUUAAGGAUGCUGAAGGAAAACCUCCAUUCUUACCAGAAUCUUUUGACCGAAUUCUUCUUGAUGCACCAUGCAGUGGAAUGGGACAGAGACCAAACAUGGUUUGUUCUUGGACUUUGAAAGAAGUGACAUCAUAUCAGCCGUUACAGAGAAAACUCUUCACUGUGGCAGUUGAGCUGCUGAAGCCGGGGGGCGUGCUGGUUUAUAGCACAUGCACCAUCACACUGGCAGAAAACGAAGAACAGGUUGCCUGGGCCCUCAGAACAUUUCCUUACCUUCAGCUUCAGCCCCAGGAACCACAGAUUGGAGGAGAAGGAAUGAUGGGAGCUGGCCUCUCACUGGAACAAUUGAAACAGCUGCAGCGAUUUGAUCCAUCUGUCGUGCCAUUACGGGACACUGACAUUGAUUCCCUCAGAGAUGCCAGAAUAGAAGACAUGAUUUGGCUGGCAAAUAAGGAUUGUAUAGGGUUUUUUAUUGCAAAAUUCAUAAAAUGCAAAAGCACAUAGAAGGAUCCUUAGAAAUGAAAAUUGCGAACGUUUGCUGUAUGUUUUUUUUUUUACCCAGCUGUUGUCGGGUCUGGUGAUGGAUGGCAUAGUUGCUAAGGAAGCAGAAAAGACUGUCAGCAGUUGGACCAGGGACCAAGAGAUUUGACCAAGAGACUCUACUUCAUGGAAGAAGUAGUUGGGGGUGGUAUGAGAUUAUAUUCUGUGUUUUUUAAAUAAUUUUUUUCUUAAGGAUUUAGCACAGUAAAAGGAAAAGGAGGUGCCUGCGGAUAUCUGGAGCAUAUUUUCAUUUGGGGUUUUGUGUUUUAAUGUGUAAAUAAUGUAAGUCAUUUUUAAUGUUAAAAUGUGUGAUUAUAACAAAGGAAUAAAAUGAGCAAUAUUUAAUUUGGUAAAAAAUG